Messenger RNA from Alosa sapidissima (American shad), 2935 nucleotides. RefSeq names its product transmembrane and coiled-coil domain protein 3-like. Lineage: Eukaryota; Metazoa; Chordata; Actinopteri; Clupeiformes; Clupeidae. Gene Ontology annotation, cellular component: endomembrane system. The transcript has 5 exons. The record is from RefSeq and is a predicted model, not a curated record. Bases 362 to 1828 code for a protein of 488 amino acids.
AGUCGCACAUUGUCUUGGAACUCUGAGAAAGCGUACGAGUCUGAUGUUGAGCGCAGCAGUGAAAGAAUGUAGUCAGAUAACAAUUAGACAGUUUGCGAAUGCGACGUAAAUUGCCCGUAACUGUAAUUUACCGCCAUGAGUUUCGCCAGCGUCAAACACUGAUUAUGUCAAGUGCCGUCUCCGUUAAGGGAAGAACUUUAGCAGAAGUGAAGAAAUAAUAGCAGGAGAGACCUAGCGCUCUGCCCUCAGCUGUCACCGUCUAAAUCCCUGAACUCCCACUGAACAUUUGGUUGCCUAAACAGACUGGGGGUGAAAAUGCCCGGAUUUUUCCAGGUUAGGCGAGGUAAGAGGGAGAAAUGAGAUGGAGCAGGCGGACGGUGGCUACGUGCUGAGCAUCCCCGUGCCGGUCAUGCGGCGCGGCGGCUCCGACACGCACCUGGAGCUGGAGCGCAGCACGUCGUCGGCCUCGUCGAGCUACGCCGAGCUCUUCCCAGACUUCCGGCGCAGCCGCGCCAGCCUGAGCGGCCUGCAGCAGAAGGCGCUGAAGGUGACGGAGCAGCUGAAGAUCGAGCAGACGGCGCGCGACGCCAACGUGGCCGAGUACCUGAAGCUGGUCAACAGCGCGGACAAGCAGCAGGUGGCGCGCAUCCGGCAGGUAUUCGAGAAGAAGCAUCAGAAGUCCACGCAGACCAUCGGCAACCUGCAGCGUAAGCUGGAGCAGUACCACCGCCGCAUAAAGGACUGCGAGGGCAGUGGCCACAACACCUCCCACUCCUCUCCGUCCACCCUCCGGCACAACACGUCCAACGCCUCCAACGCGUCCAAUGCGUCCAACAACGCCUCGCCGUCCAGUGCGGUCAAAGACGACUCCCCGAGCAGCAAGAGGGAGCAGCACCUGAGGGACAUGACGUCGGGCAGCGGGCGCCACCCGACCCUGGACAAGAUCAGGACCAUCGGCCCCGGCGUGUCGCUCUCGCCACCUUUCUUUUUCAGCAAGCCGCGCGAGUUCGCCAACCUCAUCCGCAACAAGUUCGGCAGCGCCGACAACAUCGCCCACCUCAAGACCUCGCUGGACGUGCCCUCGGGCUUCCAGCAGGAGGGCGAGGCCAGCCGCGCGCUCAGCAGCAGCGCCAACAUGGUGGACAAGCCCAAGUAUCCCAGCGACGACGAGGAGUGCUCCACGGGCACUUCCGUGUCGGCCGACAGCAACGGGAAUCCCCUCUCGGGGCCGUCCGAGGGCCAGGGUCGCAUUGACCUCCUGCUGGAGGAGGUGCGGGAGAUCCGUGAGUCGCAGUCCAGUCUUGUCGAUGACAUUGAGGCCCUGAAGGACCAAUUCAAAACCGACUAUGGCUUCCUCACACAGACGCUGCAGGAGGAGAGAUACAGAUAUGAGAGACUGGAGGAUCAACUGAAUGACCUUACGGAGCUCCACCAGCAUGAGAUGGCCAAUCUGAAGCAGGUUCUGGCCAGCAUAGAGGAGAAAGUGGCCUAUCAGGCAAAUGAGCGAGCCAGAGAUCUCACGGAGGCGCUGGAGUCGUGCCAGACGCGGGUGUUCAAGCUGGAGCUCCAGCAGCAGCAGCAGCAGACCGUCCAGUGGGAGAGUGGCGGGGACGCGCGCGUGCUCCUGGGCCGCUGCAUCAACAUCCUGCUGGCGCUGGCCACCGUGGUGCUGGUGUGCGUCUCCACGGUGGCCAAGUUCACGGCGCCCAUGCUGCGCAGCCGACUGCACGUGCUGGGCACCUCGCUGGGCCUGCUGCUGCUGGCCUUCUGCUGGAAGCACUGGGAGCAGCUGCAGUGCGCCGUGGAGCGCCUCCUGGUGCCCACCUGAGAGCACUGCGCUCUGGUGGGAAAAGAUACGAUUGCACUCUGGUGGUCAAGGAUGGCAACAUGAUAAAGGCAGGCAACAGCAGUAGCAGUAUCACCACCACUAAAGAAGAAUGCCUCCAGUCCAGUCCAGUCCAGAAAAUGCAGAAGGACAUCUGACCAAUGAUUUCGACUGGACUGGAAGGAGGGUACACUUCAAGAACUGUCUUGUUUAAAGGGUUUUAUGACACUGGCAUGAAUAAUGUGAUAGAGUUUCUCUAUUUCUCUCUAACUCUCUUCUUUCCUUCUAACACUCACGGUUCUCAUCCUCUGGCUCUUCGUCUAUGUUCUCUCCUCUCUACUUUUGCCAGGAGUUGAGAUGUGUUAUUUUCUAGGGCAAGAUUGGAAGUGUCAGUUUGCAUCUGUGUUGACUGGACCAGUUGAGGAAAGUGCAAUAUCUAUUACCUUUUUUUUAGACUUCUUUUUUAACUAACAUUAUGAUGGAAUUGUAUGCAUGUCUUUUUUUUUUUAACUAUGUUUUAAAAAUCAAAGUCAUGGAACCACACAGCAAAGAGAGAGCCUGAAGGGUUUGGUGGAUUUUCAGUCUGUUUGAAUGUUACUUAACAGGGGGGCUAUCAUUAGCCUCAGGUUGUGCUGUGAAGCUCUCUUCUGUCCUUGACACCUACCUAUAUGGGCAUCGACUAGUCUCAAACCUACAUUGCACACAAUGGCGCAUCGCAAGCUCAUGCCACUAGAACAAAGAGUUCAAAAGUACACUUCAAAGCAAAGACAGUUUUAAAUACACUUCAAAGAAGAAGACAUUUUUAUUUUCUUUUUUUCUUUGUUUACUCUGGUCAACUCAUUAGACAACCUCUCCAUUGUAGACCAGCAGAAGUGUUCAAGAUUUCGGAGCACCGGCAAACUGACCUUACCCGCUGAAGCGGAGCUGUAACUUUUCACUACUGGUCAGGUGAAUGGCCUGACGUCUGCGAGAUGGAGAGCGGGGUUCCUGUGAAAACGUUUACUAUUAAGACUGUGAUACAUUACCUCUGGACUGUUCAAGCCUGUGGAGUAUUUUUAUACAUCUCUGUGGAAAUUCAGAAUUAAAUAUAAGCCUAAUUUUUAAGCAACA